CAGAUUGUCAGUCUUUGGUGGGUUGAUAUAAAAGGUAGCAAGUGAUAGAUGGUUCAGAGUUGUUUCUGAAGCUAAAAUACGAGAUGUUGGCUAUUUUCUGGCUGCUCGUUACAGUCGGUUCUGCAUUAGCAGGAAGUGACGACGAGGCUGCAAAGAAGCUACUUAAACAGACACCUGAAGUUCCGGCCAUACCCACAAAGAAUGGCCAGUAUAUUUUUGUGCCAAAUCCAAACUCAUCAGGCUCAUCACAUUCCCCUAGUUCAUCUAAUCCUUCAAACCCAACGAGUUCUUCAACAAGCCCCGUAGUAGCAGGAGGAAAGACCAAGUCUUGUAAAAACCAGUUAAAAGGAGUCAACAGGUCUGGAUUCGAAUAUAGCUGCGUCAAAGAUUUAGGCAUAUCUGAAGGACCACUAGACGACAACGCUGUCAAUACCAUGAAAUCAUGGAACAUUAACGCAGUUAGAAUACCCUUAAACGAAGACUGCUGGCUUGGUUUGAACAAUUUCAAAGCCGAAUAUACUGGAGAUAAAUACAGAAACGCAGUAAUCAACUAUGUAAAACGUCUAAGACAAAACAAUAUCAAAGUGGUCUUGGAUCUGCACUGGACCGAUGGUAUUUACAAAGGCGAUGGCCAGGGAGAAUGUGUUGAUGAAAGAGCCAAGUGCCAGAAACCGAUGCCAGAUAGACUGAACGCUCCCACGUUUUGGAAAUCUGUUGCUAAUGAAUUCAAGAACGACAAUGGAGUAAUCUUUGACCUGUUCAACGAACCGUUCCCUGAAAAGGUAAUGAACGACAAAUCUAAAGCUUGGCAAUGCUGGAGGGACGGAGGAAACGCAUGCACAGGAUUUGCAUAUGAAGUUGCCGGAAUGCAGGAACUGGUAAAUGCAGUGAGGAGUACGGGAGCCAAGAAUCUUGUAAUGGUCGGUGGAAUAGCAUGGGCUAAUGACCUUUCCCAAUGGCUAACCUACAAGCCAAAUGACGAGGCCAACAACAUGGCGGCAGCUUGGCACAGUUACGACCACAAUGCGUGCAACAACCAGAACUGCUGGGAGUCUACAGUAGCGCCGAUAGCUGAGCAGUACCCGGUGAUCGUCGGUGAGAUUGGGGAACACGGAUGCACACAUAACUACAUUGACAAACUGCUGAAGUGGUUGGAUAGUAAGAAUAUCAACUAUAUAGCUUGGGUUUGGAACACUUGGGACUGUUCGUCUGGACCUGCCUUGAUCCAGGAUUAUAACGGAACUCCAACAAACUUCGGAGUCGGUUACAAAGAACAUCUUUCAAAAUCUACUUGCAAUGCCUAAUACAAAACCGAAGAUUAUGACUCAUGAUAAUAAAACAUGUGGAGAAAUGAAGCAUACACUUCAAUGUAUUUGUAAAAUAAAGAUAUCUUAAGUGUUAUAA
Messenger RNA from Macrosteles quadrilineatus (aster leafhopper), 1404 nucleotides. Its product is annotated as endoglucanase-like. The transcript has 2 exons. Lineage: Eukaryota; Metazoa; Arthropoda; Insecta; Hemiptera; Cicadellidae. The record is from RefSeq and is a predicted model, not a curated record. Gene Ontology annotation, biological process: glucan catabolic process. Bases 84 to 1304 code for a protein of 406 amino acids. Gene Ontology annotation, molecular function: hydrolase activity, hydrolyzing O-glycosyl compounds.